Molecule: messenger RNA, 1276 nt
Organism: Brassicogethes aeneus
Lineage: Eukaryota; Metazoa; Arthropoda; Insecta; Coleoptera; Nitidulidae
Source: the annotation of a GenBank genome assembly
AAAUUGCAGGCACUCUAACGUGCACCUAGUCACUUCGUAUAAAAUACGCUGUGCUUAUUCUCACGCGGUGACGUCACUAAAGGUAACAUAACCUAAGAUUCUUUCAAGAAUCUAAUUUGUUCUGUGAAUCUAAUUUUCGCGGUUUUGAGGUUUUUUAAACGUUGGCAGAUUUGUGAAAUCUGCCCUGUUACAAGUGUACGUAAAAUGUAUUGCCAUGGCCAAAAACAACAAUAAUGAUGAGUUAAAACUAACUAUUGGAAAAUCGUUCAUUUCAUAUGAAGAACUGUGUAAGUUUAUGCGUGAUUAUGGAGCUAAAACCAAACAAGCUUUUUGGAAGAGAAGUAGUCGAAAAAUAGAGGCAAGCCAAGGUAUCAAAAGGGUUAUUAAAGUGGAACUUAUCUACUAUGAAAUAACCUAUGCCUGCAUCCGUGGAGGGCAAAAAUUCUCUUCCAAAAGUAAAGGGCUACGAAAAAAAAAAACAUUAAGGUUUGAACAACCAUGUCAGGCAUUUCUUAAAAUACGUGCAUCAUCAGAUGGAACAAAACUUGAAAUUAAAAGUUUCAGUGAAGAUCAUCUUCAUAGUGAAGCACCAGAGAAAGCCUAUAAGCUCCUGCCUCAAAAUAGAAAACUCAACUGUUCUGAACAAGAAAAAUUGUUGUCAUUUGUGAAGGUAAAGGGCAACAAAAAAAACAUUCAAGUUUGUAAACGGAAAGCGAAUAUAUCAUUAACUGAAAAACGAAAGGUAGCCUUAUCAGUAAAUUCUUCUUUAACAAAUUUGAUGGUGUGUGCAUCUGAUAAUGAAUUUUUUACUCGUGUCAAUACACUUAAAGAAAUAGAAAAUUUAUGGAGGCAGGGCAUUGAAGUAUGUGUAACCCCAAUUGCACCUUUAAGUCAGCAGCAUGGAGAAAAUACAACAAAGCAAAAUGAAAAUGAACUUAAAGGGAAUGCAACUAAAGAGGACAAUAUUACAAAUAUGAGCAAUAAACUGGUUUUUUCUAAAAUUAAUGACAUUAAGAAAGAAAAUAUUGAGAGGGAUACUGAGCAAGCAACUUUUCUCCCAGACAGCUUAAACCAAACGCUUGAUAACAAUACCUUUAAUAUGAGUUUUGUGAGUUGUAAUCCUCAAGAGAUUGAUAAGAUGGACACUGCUCCCUAUUGUAAAUGACCAAUAGAAACCAAUAAAAAAUAAUUAAUUGGUUUGAAAUGUGUUUUGGCGCUAUGAAUCACCAAUUCAUUCCAGUUGAAUUCCUAUUGGUAAUUUCCAAUGAAGUUAGCG